AUGUGCGGCCAGCGCAUGCCGGCGCGCGACCCCGACUCCCACUUCACAGCCGCCGGCUGCCAGGCAGUUGACAUCCCCGGCACCGUUCAUGCGCAGCCGGCCCCAAUUGCACUUCCAGAUGCAGUUCCAGAGGAACCCAGGCCGCGCAACAAAAUCCUGGCAGCUGCCGCUGAUGCAUAUUGCGCAGCCAGCCAGCUGGCAAUCAGAGCAGGCAUUGUGCGCACGAAUGCCGAGUUCAGCGCGCUGGUCAUUUCAGUGGCGGUCGGCGCUGCAAUGGCGGAUUUCCACUUUGCGAAUCCCGGCUCGCGGCCGGUUCUGGUGGUCACUGUCAGGAAUGUGAGCGCCACAGGCUGCGCUGUGGGCAGGGCGGCAAGCGCGGAUGAGAAGGCCGAGGGCAGAAGCAAACAAGCCCUGGUGGCUGAAGCGGCGUCUGAGGUGCAGCAGUGGCGGCUGCCGGAUAUGCCAAAGCCAAAGCGUCCGCGAGUGAAGUGCGUCAAGACCGGCUGGGUGCACGAGCGCCACCGUGAGAAGCACGCAGCACAAUCUACUGGAGGAACAGCAGAGCACCUUCCAGAGGCAGUCCAAGACGAGCCUGCAGUGGAGACCGUUUUUGCUGGGAGUGCAAGCAGCUUCUACCAGAAAAUGAUCCAAAGCCCCAUUUCACCAAUGAAGGCCGCUGCCCACGCAAAGCCGGUCACUCCAAUGCCCCAAAAGUUGCCGCAGCUAUCGGCGCUGCAGCGCUGGUGUUUCUAA
This is a messenger RNA of Coccomyxa subellipsoidea C-169, 753 nucleotides long. RefSeq lists its product as hypothetical. Lineage: Eukaryota; Viridiplantae; Chlorophyta; Trebouxiophyceae; Coccomyxaceae. The transcript is spliced from 4 exons. The coding region runs from base 1 to 753 and encodes 250 amino acids. The record is from RefSeq and is a predicted model, not a curated record.